Molecule: messenger RNA, 4016 nt
Organism: Vicugna pacos (alpaca)
Lineage: Eukaryota; Metazoa; Chordata; Mammalia; Artiodactyla; Camelidae
Source: RefSeq, a predicted model, not a curated record
UCCCUGGCUCCGCCUCCCGGAAGCUUCUCUGGGUUUUCGCUUGCAGGUCAGGGGUGAAAGGUGGGAGGGCUGCUCGGACCUUGGUGAAUAACUGCCGGGAGUUCGGCUCCCGGCCGGCGCAAGUUAGAACUCAGGAAAACAGCUAUCAUUUCGUGCCAAUAUGUCAGGAAUUGGAAAUAAAAGAGCAGCUGGAGAGCCUGGCACGUCUGUGCCUCCGGAGAAGAAAGCAGCUGUUGAAGAUUCAGGGACCACAGUGGAAACAAUUAAGCUUGGGGGUGUCUCUUCAACGGAGGAGUUAGACAUUCGAACACUGCAAACUAAAAAUCGCAAACUGGCAGAAAUGCUCGAUCAACGGCAGGCCAUCGAAGAUGAACUCCGUGAGCACAUUGAGAAACUGGAACGAAGACAGGCCACCGAUGAUGCCUCACUAUUGAUCGUUAACCGGUACUGGAGUCAGUUUGAUGAAAACAUCCGUAUCAUCCUUAAACGUUACGAUCUGGAGCAGGGUUUGGGAGACCUACUCACAGAAAGAAAAGCCCUCGUUGUGCCUGAGCCGGAACCAGACUCCGACAGCAAUCAGGAGCGGAAGGAUGACCGAGAGAGAGGGGAAGGGCAAGAGCCAGCUUUCUCUUUCCUUGCUACUUUGGCCAGCAGUUCCAGUGAAGAGAUGGAAUCUCAGCUGCAGGAGCGUGUGGAGUCCUCCCGCCGAGCUGUGUCCCAGAUUGUGACCGUCUAUGAUAAACUGCAAGAAAAAGUGGAGCUCUUAUCACGGAAGCUAAACAGUGGAGAUAACCUGACAGUGGAGGAAGCCGUGCAGGAGCUGAAUUCCUUCCUCGCACAAGAGAACAUGAGGCUACAGGAACUGACAGACCUCCUUCAGGAGAAGCAUCGCACCAUGUCUCAGGAGGUACUUGACCAGAAGGGAGAGAUGGAGGUUUCCAGUGGUCUGUGGCAGACAUGACUCAGAAUACUGAGUGCUUCAAUUGAUGACCUGCAGUGGGAUAUCGACAAAAUCCGAAAGAGGGAACAGCGGCUCAACCGACACUUAGCAGAAGUCCUGGAACGGGUGAAUUCAAAAGGUUACAAAGUAUAUGGUGCGGGGAGCAGUCUCUAUGGCGGCACAAUCACCAUCAACGCCCGGAAGUUUGAAGAAAUGAAUGCAGAGCUUGAGGAGAACAAAGAGUUGGCUCAGAACCGGCACUGUGAGCUGGAGAAACUUCGGCAAGACUUUGAGGAGGUCACUACACAAAAUGAAAAGUUGAAGGUGGAGUUGCGGAGUGCUGUGGAGGAAGUGGUCAAGGAGACCCCAGAAUACCGCUGCAUGCAGUCACAGUUCUCUGUCUUGUACAACGAGAGCCUCCAGUUGAAAGCACACUUGGAUGAGGCUCGGACCCUGCUUCAUGGCACCAGAGGGACCCACCAGCGCCAAGUUGAGCUCAUUGAGCGAGAUGAGGUUAGCCUCCAUAAGAAGCUGCGGACUGAAGUGAUCCAGCUAGAAGAUACGCUGGCCCAGGUCCGCAAGGAGUAUGAGAUGCUGAGGAUAGAAUUUGAGCAGACCCUGGCUGCCAAUGAACAAGCAGGCCCCAUAAAUCGGGAGAUGCGCCACCUCAUCAGUAGCCUCCAGAAUCACAAUCACCAGCUCAAAGGGGAGGUCCUCAGGUAUAAGCGGAAACUGAGAGAAGCCCAGUCUGAUCUGAACAAGACACGCCUGCGCAGUGGCAGUGCCCUCCUGCAGUCUCAGUCCAGUACUGAGGACCCGAAGGACGAGCCUGCAGAGCUAAAACAGGACCCCGAGGACUUACCCGCCCAGUCCACCCCUUUGAAGGCAUCUCAGGAGGAAGUCAACGAAAUGAAGUCCAAACGGGAUGAGGAAGAGCGAGAACGAGAAAGGAGGGAAAAAGAGAGGGAGCGAGAAAGAGAGCGGGAGAAGGAAAAGGAGAGAGAACGAGAGAAGCAGAAACUAAAAGAGUCAGAAAAAGAGAGAGAUUCUGCUAAGGAUAAAGAGAAAGGGAAACAUGAUGAUGGAAGGAAAAAGGAAGCAGAAGUUAUCAAACAACUGAAGAUUGAACUCAAGAAGGCGCAGGAGAGCCAGAAGGAGAUGAAACUACUGCUAGACAUGUACCGCUCUGCCCCAAAGGAGCAGAGAGACAAAGUUCAGCUCAUGGCCGCUGAGAAGAAGUCCAAGGCAGAGUUGGAAGAUUUAAGGCAAAGACUCAAGGAUCUAGAGGAUAAAGAGAAAAAAGAGAACAAGAAAAUGGCUGAUGAGGAUGCCUUGAGGAAGAUCCGGGCAGUAGAGGAGCAGAUAGAAUACUUGCAGAAGAAGCUGGCCAUGGCCAAGCAGGAGGAAGAAGCUCUCCUCUCUGAGAUGGACGUCACAGGUCAGGCCUUUGAGGACAUGCAAGAGCAAAAUAUCCGUUUGAUGCAGCAGUUGCGGGAGAAGGAUGAUGCAAAUUUCAAGCUCAUGUCAGAACGUAUCAAGUCCAAUCAGAUCCAUAAGUUGCUGAAAGAAGAGAAGGAGGAGCUGGCAGACCAGGUUUUGACUCUGAAGACUCAGGUUGAUGCCCAGUUACAAGUAGUGAGGAAACUGGAAGAGAAGGAGCAUCUGUUACAAAGCAACAUUGGCACAGGGGAGAAGGAGCUGGGUCUUAGGACUCAAGCCUUAGAGAUGAAUAAACGCAAGGCAAUGGAGGCAGCCCAGCUUGCAGAUGACCUCAAAGCACAGUUGGAGUUGGCUCAGAAGAAGCUACAUGAUUUUCAGGAUGAGAUCGUGGAGAACAGUGUCACCAAAGAAAAAGACAUGUUCAAUUUCAAACGAGCCCAGGAGGACAUCUCUAGACUUCGAAGGAAGCUGGAGACCACAAAGAAACCAGACAAUGUACCCAAAUGUGAUGAGAUUCUGAUGGAGGAGAUUAAGGAUUACAAGGCACGCCUCACCUGUCCGUGUUGCAACAUGCGUAAAAAGGACGCUGUACUUACCAAGUGUUUUCACGUUUUCUGCUUUGAGUGUGUGAAGACCCGCUAUGACACUCGCCAGCGCAAAUGUCCCAAGUGUAACGCUGCUUUUGGUGCCAAUGAUUUCCAUCGCAUCUAUAUUGGUUGAUCCAAGCCAGGAGAAGAAGAGGAGCUGGCUAGACAGGCACUUAGUCAUUAACCACCAAACCUCUACCUCUUCUCUCCUUGACUGUCACCUACAGGGCAGUUUGUCAACUCCCUUUCCUUCACAGACUUUAUAUCCAAGUUCUCUAAUACCUAGAUGACUUCAGGGGAAGGACUGGCAGUGCAAGUCUUGGGUUUUAGAAUGAAUUAGAAACAGUUUUUUAUUUGUCUUCCCUGCCAGCUUUGUUCAUUUCCUGCUUCUAGACUUUUUAGCAUCUUCAGGCUCACCAUAUAAUCUUGGACUGUCCAUUCUUCCUGAAGAAGUCAGAUUGGUAUUUUUGACACGGAAGGGAACAAAGAAGAGUGGAGACGCUUGGCUCUUUGCCAGGGGCGGUGAUCUUUUAGAAAUAAGCUACCUAUGGGCACAAACAGUACCUGAUUGGGGUGGUAAACUUUUUGUAAACUUGGAUUAUAAAAUGGUAUCAUUGUGCUAUUUUUUUCUGGAUGGUUUGAAGCCUUAAUGAAAUUCAUGUCCAGGAUGAUUCAAUCCAUUCCUACUCACUAGCAGAGUAACUUGUUAAGGUCAGCUGGCUUUCUUGUUAAAAGUUAUUUAAGUUUUGAAUGUUCUGCUCAUUGAUGUCUUUCAAUUUCUUGAGGCCAGAAUAAUUUCAAAUACUAUAGCCCAUUUUAUCUUAUAAUGAAAUCAAGAUUGAAGAGGAUGGGGCACAGGACUGAGAUGGGGAAGAGGUCUUCUGGGUACUCUGGGAACUCGAUAGAGGGAGGGCUUGGUGAGCUAUGAAUUAAUCUCAUCCACCUCUCCACAGGGGUUGUUGUGAAUCCUGUUUUCCAGAGGAUUCUCUGUAAUGUUUCUGUAGGGCUUUCUACGCCACAAGCUUCAAUUAAAGCAGGAUUCAUUUGGC